AUGGCUAAAAAACAUGUGUUGGAGGCGGUUGACCAUACAAUGAAAGAUAUCACUGGGGUGAUGCUCCCGUUUGGUGGAAAGAUAAUGGUUUUAGGAGGUGAUUUCAGACAAGUAUUGUUAGUGGUUAGACAUGGAACACGAACACAGGCUAUGGAUUCUAGCAUACGAAUGUCGCCUCUUUGGUCUUCGAUUAUCAAGUUGCGGUUAACUAUAAAUAUGAGAGCACUAACCGAUCCAUGGUUCUCAGACUUUGUGAUACAUGUCAGUGAUGGAGUUGAAGAAAUGGUGCAAGGAAACUUUAUGCGCAUCCCUGAUGAUAUGGUAAUUCCCUUCAUUGAAAAAGAAAAUUCAUUGCAUGCUUUGAUUGAUGCAAUCUUUCCAUCCUUUGAAAUUAAUAGAUCUGAACCAGAUUAUAUUAUUUCGCGUGCAAUACUAUCCACAAGAAAUGAUAGUGCUGAUGAGAUUAAUGAUUAUUUGAUUGGCCGAUUCCAUGACGAAGAGAGAAUUUACUAUAGUUUUGAUGAAGUCGUGGACAAUAUAAAUAAUUUCUAUCCUGUGGAAUUUUUGAACACGCUCAGUGUUAGUGGUUUUUCCCCUCAUUACUUAAGACUGAAAGUUAGAUGCCUGAUAAUACUGUUACGGAAUCUCGACACGUCAAAUGGAUCAUGUAACGACACCAUAUUGAUAUGUAAAAGCUUUCAGCACAAUGUCAUUGAUGCUGAAAUAACUGUUGGUAAACAUGCUGGAAAAAGGGUAUUUUUACCAAUGAUUCCUCUAAGUCCGUUUGAAGAUGACAUGUUUCCGUUCAAGCUGAAGAGAAAGCCAUUUCCAAUUCGAUUAUGUUUUGUAAUGAUAAUAAAUAAAACUCGGGGACAAACAAUUCCAAAUGUAGAAAUUUAUCUUCCAGAAUCGGUUUUUCGCAUGACCAACUUUAUGUGGCAUUAUCUAGAGGGAUAUCAUGUGUCACUAGAAAAGUAUUGGUGA
This is a messenger RNA of Lactuca sativa (garden lettuce), 984 nucleotides long. RefSeq lists its product as uncharacterized. Gene Ontology annotation, biological process: DNA repair; telomere maintenance. NCBI's taxonomy places the organism in Eukaryota, Viridiplantae, Streptophyta, Magnoliopsida, Asterales, Asteraceae. Gene Ontology annotation, molecular function: DNA helicase activity. The record is from RefSeq and is a predicted model, not a curated record.